AAGAACGAGCUGAAGGAAAAAGCUAACUUCCUAGAGCUACAGUAUAGUAAACUCCGAGUUUUUCACCACAAAAAAUGUCUAAACUAGAAGUGUUUAGGGAUUUUAUCAUUCAGCGAUUAACAACGGCAACUUUGGAGAUAAUUGCAACCGCUGAAAAAUCAUUUGCCGAGUUAGAAGAGGAAAUUUAUCGUUCAAAGGGAGAGAGCGCACGACUGCAACGGUUGUUGGACAUUGUUACUCAACCUGAGAUCAAGCUUCACCGAACAGAUGUGCAACAUGUCUCUCUCCCGGAGCCCCCACAGAUUAUAGAGGAACACAAGCUGUGGAUCAGUCAGGAGGAAGAGCAGCUCCAAGGACUGCAGUCUGAAACUACACAUUCCAUGUUCACUUCUACCAGUGUGAAACAUGACUGGGAUCAGGAAGGCUUUUCUGAAUGUUCACAUCUUGACCAAACUGUUAAAGUGGAGAACAGAGAAGGAGACUCUUUACCCAUCAACACAACUGAGGAGCAAAUCAAAGCAGAGCCUGAUGGACAAGACUAUCCAGCAGCACCAGAACCAGGCAGUGACUCUCAGCCCCUCUCCUUUGGAGCUCCAGACUGUCCUACAGCUCAAGAGGAAGAGGAACAUGGAAGGGCGCUGCUUUUUCAGAACAGGACACAAAACAGUGAGGCUCUACCAAGAGAACAUAUGCCACAGAGACGUCACACAGGAAAAACAAAACAUCAGUGUCAACAAAGUAACAAACAGUUUGCUCAGAAAGUGUAAUCAGUGUAAUCUGGUUGGACACAUGAGGAUACACACUGAAGAGAAACCAUAUCAAUAUAUGCAGCAGCUCUGUCUCCCGGAGCCCCCAAAGAUAAUGAAGGAACACAAGCUGUGGAUCAGUCAGGAUGAAGAGCAGCUCCAAGGACUGCAGUCUGAAACUACACACUCCAUGUUGACUUCUCCCAGUGUGAAACACGACUGGGAUCAGGAAGGCUUUUCUGAAUGUUCACAUCUUGACCAAAUUGUUAAAGUGGAGAACAGAGAAGGAGACUCUCUACCUAGCAACACAACUGAGGAGCAAAUCAAAGCAGAGCCUGAUGGACAAGACUGUGCAGCACCAGAACCAGGCAGUGACUCUCAGCCCCUCUCUGUUGAAGCUCCAGACUGUCCUACAGCUCAGAGUUUGGAGGAGGAGGAACAUGAAGGAGAGCUGCUUUUACAGAACAGAACACAAAACAGUAAGGUCCUACCAGGGGAACAUAAGUCACAGAGACGUCACAACGGAAUAACAUUACAUCAGUGUCAACAAAGUAACAAGCAGUUUGCUCAGAAGUGUAAUCUGGUUGGACAAAUGAGGACACACACAGGAGACAAACCGUACCAAUGUCGGGAGUGUAACAAACUAUUUGCUCAAAGUGGUUAUCUGUUAAAACACAUGAGGACACACACAGGUGACAAACCAUAUCAGUGUCAGGAAUGCAACAAACUGUUUGAUCGGAAGUGCAAUCUGGUUGGACACAUGAGGAUACACACAGGAGAGAAACCAUAUAAGUGUCAGGAAUGUAAGAAAAUAUUUCGUAUGAAGUCACAUUUGGUUGUGCACAUGAGGACACACACAGGAGAGAAACCUUAUCAAUGUGAGGAAUGUAACAAAUUAUUUUCUCAAAGUAGCAAUCUGGUUGAACACAUGAGGAGACACAGGAGAGAAACCACAGGUCCUCCAUCUCCCCUAAAACAAACCCUAGGGCAGGGCUGUGAAACAUAUGGCCCGUCGGAUGUCUUUGCUAAGUUUGAAAAUUACAACAAGACAUAAAUCGCAUUUCUGUAAAAGUAACUGCUAUUCCGAAUCCAAAUGUCUAUUAAGAAUAUGCAGGUUUAUGAGUACAAACGUUUGGUCAUUGUUUUUAAUCGAUCCAGUAAUUGCUUCAAAAACAGCGUCAAUGCGAUGUCUGCUGCGGAGGCAGCAGCGCUCAUUGCCACAGGCAGCAGCGCUCGCUGCUCGCUUUGUGACGCGUUUGACGUCAGACGCGUCACAAAGCGAGGGAAUCAGGCAGAUAAACAGUGGGCUGAUGUCUGAGUUUUUGGUCUUUAUGUUUCUAGUUUAUUGUAGAAAGACCUUAAAAUAGGGUUUAUCAUCAAAAACCUUCACCAAUGAUUUAAACAUCAAGAAAUAUUGUUGUUAUGUAUGCGCUAUUAUGUUAUGAUUUUACUCGUCUGGCCCACUUGAGAUCAAAGUGGGCAGUAUGUGGCCCCUUACCUCAAAUGAGUUUGACACCCCUGUCCUAGGGGAACCGUAUUAGAGUCAACAAUGUAACAGAUCUUUCACAUUUACAGUACAAGUACAAUAUACCUGGGAUAUCUUAUAGUUACCUGGCUUCACUAAGCCCCAGGGUUUUUCCUGGCUCAGAAUGGGAUUUUGAUGGGUGAUUACCCAAGACAGAAAGCAUGAUCUGUCUGCGUAUAGCAAAGGCAAGGAGUUACCUUAAGGCAGAUAUCUAGGCAUUAUUUUUGACCAUUUGAUUAACAAAUGUAUAUAUGUAAAUAUUGUUUAAAUAAAUGAAACCCCAUUAACAAAACUGGUUUAAAACAUUUUUUUUUUUUACAUUGGAAAGGAGGGAGGGGAGUGAGUUUGAAGUUGCUGGAUGUCUUUGUCCAUGAUUCUGCUGUGCUGAACUGCAGGCUAGGAACAAUGAGGGAGGUCGCAUCUACAACUCUGACAUCACUGUCACAAGGAGGCAUCACGUUCAGAUCACCCGUUGUGAACGUGUUUACAAAAACAGAUGCCAUCUACAGUGACAAAUGAAGUGUCUCCAGUUGAUGAGGCGUGUUGAGGCUUGUUCACUCCAUUUAUUUGUGAACGUCUCCCAGGUGAUGGUCAUCAGUUCAGGGAAGGUGUUUGCUACCACGGGCUACGGCAAGGAUGGGGUUGGUAGGGCGGAGUGUAGCGAGGGUUGAUGGUGUGCUUGGUAGAACUGCAAGUAUUAUAUAGUAGUACUGCAAAUAUAUUAAUUAAAACAAAUGUUACCUAUAAGUUGACUUAGGACAAGUGUGUGUGGUCUGCUGCUGUGAAGGCAGGGCCUGUGCUGCUGGAUCCUCAGUGUAGAUGAGAAAUGAAAACUAGAUAUAUGUGGUUGGUGCGUUGUGUUCGCCCCCGGGGUGUCUGUCAGAACACAGCUCUUGAAACUUUCUUUUGCUGAUUUAUUGCUAGAAAAUUAGCUUUGAUUCGAGUUUUCUUACAUGUGUGGUUCUGAAACAAAACAGAACGUAAACAAUGACCAUCACACUCCCGACACAGCAUAUGACAGAAUAUAAAACAAAUAUGUGUUACCAAUGCUAUUAUAAUUAACACAUAUUAUACAGUCUAUUGACAUUAUAUUAAUAAAAUCAGACCACUGUUGGAAACAAAACUAAACAUUCCACACACAAUGAUCCGACCGAAACUGUACAGAAUUAAAUAUGGUUAAACUAUCAGGACUAAGAACGUCAAAGUAUCUCAAAGCCAGCUGGUAAAAAAUCUGGGAGUCACAAUGGACCCAGACCUUU
Messenger RNA from Hypomesus transpacificus, 3530 nucleotides. RefSeq names its product zinc finger protein 782-like. Bases 406 to 1800 code for a protein of 464 amino acids. Lineage: Eukaryota; Metazoa; Chordata; Actinopteri; Osmeriformes; Osmeridae. Gene Ontology annotation, biological process: regulation of transcription by RNA polymerase II. The transcript has 3 exons. Gene Ontology annotation, molecular function: RNA polymerase II cis-regulatory region sequence-specific DNA binding; DNA-binding transcription factor activity, RNA polymerase II-specific. The record is from RefSeq and is a predicted model, not a curated record. Gene Ontology annotation, cellular component: nucleus.